Lodderomyces orthopsilosis Co 90-125 is the source of this 624-nucleotide messenger RNA. It is a transcript of the gene MRP8, whose product is annotated as Mrp8p. The record is from RefSeq and is a predicted model, not a curated record. NCBI's taxonomy places the organism in Eukaryota, Fungi, Ascomycota, Pichiomycetes, Serinales, Debaryomycetaceae. The transcript has a single exon. Bases 1 to 624 code for a protein of 207 amino acids.
AUGUCAAACUUAGAAGAAAUUAACAAGAAGGUCCAGGAGCUAGAAGGACUCAUAGAGAAGCAGUCGAAAGUGAUCGCCACUACCGGCCAAAAAUUAUUGGAAAUCCAGGUCAAGGAUGUCAAAUCUCGCAUGGCAGAAAUUGAUUCGGGGUCCAAUAAAUCUCAUGGAUUUGAUGCAGCCGAUUACAUUGGAAAUGAUGAUAUUGUACAAUUGGUGACUGAAUUGCAAUCACAAUUGGAUAACUUGGAGGACAGGGCUACUCGUCGUACUUACAAUUCGACUUUGACAGAGGAUGAAAAAAAAAUAGCCCCUUUGAGCAACAAAGAUGGCGACGAACCACAAUUUGCACUCCCAUCGACGUUGAGAGAAUUUAAGGAUAUGGCAAAAGCCAAAAUACUUGAGUUAGGAGUGUUUUAUGAGAUAAUUUUACCAAAUGAAGAAGAGAUAAAUGAGGUUUUGGAGAAGGAUUCUGGUAACAGCAAAAACGAUAUAAUAGAUCUUGCAAAGAACAAAGACAUUUCAAAAUUAGAAGACCAGUUUAGUGAUGAACAAGUGGACGAAGUAUUCGAUGAAUUGGCUAGAUAUUUUGGAAUCAGGUAUAGAAGAGUCAGUGUUGGCUGGUGA